AUGGAUUUCGCCUUAAUAGCGCUAGUUUUGACAGAAGUGCUAUCAUGCUCAGUAUAUUCGAUUUUAGCACCUUUUUUCCCUUCAGAGGCAAAUAGCAAAGGAAUUGGAAGCUCCUUAGUAGGGGUUAUUUUCAGUGGAUAUCCGAUUGCUGCAAGCAUAUCAUCUUUAAUUUUCGCAAAAUUUAUAUCAAAAAUAGGAAGACGAAAAUUACUUGUAUUUGGCUGCGCUUGUGAAGGCUUUGCAAUGCUUACAUUUGGAUUUGUUCCUUAUAUUAAUCGGCAAUUAUUUAUUAUUAUUUCUACUAUAGCCAGAUUUGGACAAGGCCUUGGAGCAGGAGCUAAUACAACUGCUACGUUUGCAAUAGUAGCAGUUACAUAUCCAGAUAGAAUGGAAUCAGUUAUUGGCCUAGUUCAGUCAACAGCAGGCAUUGGAUUUUUAGUAGGACCUCUGAUAGGAUCAGCACUCUACUCAAUCGGCGGUUUUUCCUUUCUAUUUUUUACCUAUGGAAUUAUUUUCUUAAUUUUUGUCCCGGUCAUAUACACAAUGCUACCUAGAGAUGCAGAAUAUAAUAAAAAUAGAGAUGAAAUACAGUUAUCAGAGCUCGCCAAAAUUCCGACUGUGAUUUAUAAUGGAAUUGUUCAGAUUAUAUCAAUAAUGAGCUUAAGCUUUCUUUAUCCAACACUGACAAAUCAUCUUGCUUCUUUUGGUGUCAGCACUGCUUGGACUGGAGUCAUUUUCUCGUUACCAUCAGGUGCUUAUGCACUGGCUGCUGUUGUGUUAAGCUAUAUUAAAUGAGAGAAGAAACUUAUUAUGAGCAUUGGGCUGUUUUUUAUUUCUAUGGCAAACUUUCAUGUGGGGCCAUGAGAGUAUUUAUUUUAUCUACCUCAAAAAUUAUGGAUUGUUGUAAUGGCAGGAGCAUUUUUAGGAUUUGGUCUUGGCUUAUCUAAUCUUCCAGUGCUUCCUGAUAUGGUUGAAAAUUCUGUAAAAGUCCUUAGGCAGUACACAGAAGCCCAAAUUUCUGAUUCAUUAUCAGGUUUGCUGUGCUUUGCUAUAUUUUUUGGUGAAAUCUGUGGACCCCCUUUAUCAGGAUUUCUUGCAGAAAGCAUGGAUUUUGGCAAUGCUGAAGCAAUAAUGGGGUUUGCAGUGCUAUUUUAUUUGAUCAUUUAUGUAAUUUUUAGGAAAAAACAAAAUUCCUUAAAAAGAGAUAACUUAAAGGAGAUGUUCUUUGAGCAUGAAAUGAUAUCAACAACUAUAAAUUAA
Blepharisma stoltei is the source of this 1260-nucleotide messenger RNA. The record is from the annotation of a GenBank genome assembly. Lineage: Eukaryota; Ciliophora; Heterotrichea; Heterotrichida; Blepharismidae.